Molecule: messenger RNA, 4512 nt
Organism: Closterium sp. NIES-67
Lineage: Eukaryota; Viridiplantae; Streptophyta; Zygnematophyceae; Desmidiales; Closteriaceae
Source: the annotation of a GenBank genome assembly
ACUUGCACCUAUUGCUUUGCCACUGACACCUGCACAUCGGGAACUCCGCGAAUCAUAGCGGUGGCGCGGUUACAUCUGGACCAGAAACGCAGCAACUCGCGUGGGAUAGAUUGUUGGCAACUCCAGCCUUUUCUUAUCGCCUUGCCUGCCGUGCCGGCCGACCUGUCUUAAAACCCGGCUCGUAGCCGCUGCUACUCUUGACGGCAUCAGCGGACGACCGUAAGUUACGCGUAGCGCGUUGUCGGCUGCAAGCUCUACUCCACUAGAUCUCAGUAGGAUGAAGUUGGUCAGGGUGCUCUCGUCCAACAGGCGCUCAGCAUUUACCUAUUUCAUGAUAGAGGCGAAACAAUCCUUGGCUUUCCUAUCGAAACAGCCUUCUACCGCGUACAGAAACUGCGGCUCGCCACGAGCACUCAUCAUUGCUUCUUCAUGCCAGCAUUCCCGCACCUGAUAGGCCGCGAAGCUUCUCAUUCCCGCACCUAAAAGGCCGCGAAUCUUCUCAUCCACCUGUUGGCCGCUACUAAGCUUCUUCGUGCCAGCAUUCCCGCACCCGAUAGGGCGCGAAGAUUAGGGACUACCUAGGCUGGGGAACAACGGAACUUCAAGGGUUGUAGGACUGACCUCCUAGCCUCCGUUUUUUCGCGCAAGAUGCAUCCUAGUGGUUGAUGAGCCCCAAACCGCUCGUCUCAUAAUAGUAGGUGAUUAAAGCGUGGACUAAAAAAAUGCCCUACAAUUGACCUAGCAUCCGUUGAUUCGCGAAAGAUGCAUCCUAGUGUUUGAGCAGCCCCAAACCGCUGAUCUCCUAACAAGUAGCUGCUGAAUCUCCUGGACUAAUGGAAAAGCCGCUGGGUUCUGGCGCUAGCCAAAGCGGCCAUGUCGUUCGGUGGUUGUCUGUGCGAUGGCUGCCGCGGUUACCACGAUACCUUUCGCGAGUGGCGUUCGUGGUAUUCGUCCUCUUCGCAUAUGCGAGCACAAGUACCCGUAACUGGCCGAUCUCAGCAGAAGCACCUUCCUCUGUUGAAACCCAUCCCGAAGCUCCCCACGUGCUUCCUAGUCCCAAGGCAAACAGCAGCUACGAUGAGCACCAAAUCCCCAAUACAAGCAGCUGUAACACCACUGGCUUAUAUCGAAUCGGUCUUAUAAGCAAGCGGGCCUCGCAGCUAAUAUGGGGAUUCGUGCAGCGACCUGGAAAGCAGCUGGAACUGGCAUCCUCAGGCUCUGGAAAUUCUCCUGUAGGGGAGGAGGAGGAUAAGGAGGAGGAGGUUAAGGAGGAGGAGGUUAAGGAGGAGGAGGUUAAGGAGGAGGAGGUUAAGGAGGAGGAGGAUAAGGAGGAGGAGGAAGGGCAACAAGGAGGGGAUCAGGUAGGUCUGAGAAGGGAGGUGAAAGCAGAGGUGGAUCUGCCGUUUUCGAGCCUCGAGUUGCUGCUGCCGUCGGCAAGAGCAGCGGGUAUUUACCUCGUGCGCAGACCAGAAGGCGCUGAAGAGGGGGGGGAGGGCGAGGAGCAGUACGAGGAGGGAGACGAGGAGAGGGAGGAGAGGGAGGAUGAAGAGGGGGAGGAUGAAGAGGCGGCGUCGCAGUUGCAGAACGAGGCACUUGCCAUGCGCGACCGUGGCUUUCUGCAGCACCACUCCGAGGAUUUCCACCUCCUGAGCCGCCGCCGCCCUUUCACCCCGCCCGCUCACUCGCAUCCUCCCCAGUCCCGUUCUCCCCGGCGCCGGCUAACCAUCAGCCCUCCUCCCCAGCCCCAUGACUCACGCCGCCAGCUCAUCAUGAGCUGGCUGAAGGACGUGUGGGUGCGCAGUGUGGCGUUCCGCCUCAAUGGCGACCCCCGCGAGGACCGCUUCCUGGUGGGCACGCAGGCGGACCAGGGCUACCGCUGGCGCUGGACGGACGGGGUGGUCGGGGACAGCUGGAGGAGCCCUUUCGUGCACAAUCUUACCCUGGAUAUGGACGCUCUAGCUUCGUGUGCCAAGGUGCUUCCCCCCGAGACGUUCGACCAGCCCACGCGCAUCCUGGACACCACUCCUGUCUCCGGCGACCAGCUCAGGGCAGUCUCCUCUCCACUCUUCGACCCCCAGCCGCUGCCUGCAUACGCUGCAGACGACCAACAGCAAGGGAGAGAGGAGCAGGGGGGGCAGGGUGAGCAGGGGGAGCACCACGCGCAGCAGCAGUCGUCAGCUGAAGCUGCUCUUGCUGCCGUAGCAGCAUCGAUGCAUCCCCCCCACGCUGCUCACUCCUCUUCAGAUGGCGACAAGCAGCAGCAGGACCAGCAGCAGCAGCAGCAGGAGCGGUACCUAGUGUGGUUCCCCCGAUUCGGCUUAGGCAACUCGCUGCGGGGAUUCUGCUCGGCAUAUGUCUACGCACUCCUCUCAGGGCGACGACUGCUGCGGUGGCACGGCGGCAAGCAUAGAGCCGUCCUAGACUAUCUCUGCACUGCAUUCGACUGUAGCGGCGUUGCCCCACUGGUCAAUUUUACAGAUGAUAUCCGCCACGUCAGCGAGCCGCUGGAGCUGCAUGCCCCACGGCAGGAGUUUCUUUCUGCCCUGCAGAGCGGGCUGCCCGUGGUGCACGUGAACACGGGCAGCUUCUUCGAUAAUUUCUGGCAUAAGAACGGGCGGCUGGCCCCGUGCGUGCAGCGCGCCUUUCACUGCCAUAACAUAUGGUGUGUCAGGAGCCAUGCCAUACAUGCUCUAUUGGGUCACGGGCCUGUGCCUGAGUUACAGGAGGUGAUUGAGGAGAUAGUCAGGCGGAAGAGGUGGGGGGAGGGGGGAGGAAACGGGGGAGGAGGGAAUGGGGGAGGAGGGAACGAGAAAGGAGGAAAGGAGGAUGGUGGAAAAGGAAACAGGGGAGUGAGUGAGAGUGAGGAUGAGAUGGGGAGAAGAGAUAUGGGGGGUGGGGGGGGAAGGCGUAGGCUGGUUGGGAGGAGGGGAGGAUUAGAGGAGGUGAGAGUGGAGGAGGAGAGGAAAGAGGCACGUCAGGUGAAUGAGAACGGCCACGUCCGUGGUGAGUCUAUUUUUGAGGCGCCUCAGAAAGAGAGCGGCCACGUCCGUGGUGGGGAUGAUUCCGAUCCUGCCGCGGCAGGAUGGGCUUCUUCUCAUCCUGAUGCUGCUAUGGAAGCCGCAGCUGUUGCUUCCGAUUCUGCCUCUCCUGCCAGUUCACGCCAGGCACUGCCUGCCGCAGCAGCAACUGCAACAGCUGCAACGGCAACAGCGGAGACAGAAUCAACAGAAUCAACAGAAUCAAUAGUAAGAGUGGCAACAGCAGCAACAGCAGCAACCAAUGGCACGGACAGCCCCCUGAACAAAGCAUGGCAGCUGAUUUUCAAGUCGACGCAAAUAUCACCCGCAGCAACAGGAGCAACAGCAGGUGCAGCAGGCGCAGCCACAGAUGGCAUGGGCAGCCCACUCAGCAAGGCGCGGCAGCUGGAGGAGUAUGGGGCUGCUGAGGGCAGUGAAACGGAGGAUAGAGGGGGUGUGGCUGAGGAGGGUGGUUCAGCUUAUAAAGGGGAUGGUGGGGAUGGUGGGGAUGGUGGGGAUGGUGGGGAUGGUGAGGACGGUCAGAAACAGGGGCGGGCGAGAGUGAAGCGAGGGACUGGAUUGCGCCUGCAGUUCGACGUGGCGAUUCAGAUCCGCACAGCAACCAACUUGGUGGAGCAUCCGACCUGCCACGAGGCUGACAAGGAGUGUCAGCACGAGCUGCAGCAGCUGAGAGCAGCGGAAGCAGCCCACAUGCAGCAGUUCCUCACGCCUGACAAGUGGGCCUGCAUCGCCCGCCUCCUCCUCUUCCUCCGCACAAGCAAAUCCGGCAUCAAGCUGCCCCAACCCUCCAAGGAAAACCCCGACCCCCUAGUUUCCCUUUUGGGGUCUCUAGCUGGUAAGAGCUUAGUGAAGGAAGAGGGUGGUCGAUUUCCCAGGAACGCCCGUGUUGCUGGAGGUGGUGAUCUUGAGGCUGGCUUGGAGGGAAUCGACAGCGCAGUUUUGUCCUCUUUAAAACCCCUUUCCGUCUUUUUGGCAACGGACAACGAGAACCUGCGGCCGCAGUUUGUGGAUAAGAUAGGGCCGGUGGCCGGGGACGUCUUUUUCUCCACAGGGGCCGUCACUCACACGUCAAAAAGCGGCGGUGCCGCCCGUGCUGCUGCUGCCAUGUCCGAAGGAGCAGAGCCAUCAGAUGGUAAAUUCGAAGGAGCUGGAGAGGGGUUGAGUGGUUUGGACCCGUUGGAGAGACAGAAGCUGCUAGACGAGAGGCUCCAGGAGCAUCCCUCUUCGACGAUGGCCGAGUUUUUCCUCCUGAGUCGGGCCCGAGUGCUUGUGAGCUUCAACAAGUAUGUGAGCACGUUUGCCAUGUUUGCCUCUAUGCUUGGGAACGGGACUCUGCUUGCGCUUCAAACGAGACCACCCACUGCUAGUCCUGGGGGAGGGUGCCAUUUCCAGGUGGAGCAUCUGGGUGGUGAGGGGGGUGGGAAGACUGCAACUUCCGGACGAUGAUAAGUAUUUAUACUGUCAUUUAGUUUAA